This is a messenger RNA of Prunus mume (Japanese apricot), 2060 nucleotides long. The record is from RefSeq and is a predicted model, not a curated record. Lineage: Eukaryota; Viridiplantae; Streptophyta; Magnoliopsida; Rosales; Rosaceae.
UCAAAUUGAACUUGACUCCCUCUGUCCUCCCUAUCAUAGGAAAGAAAAGUAUACUCAAUCCCCCAAUAAUCUCUGUCCUCUCCAACUCUAAAGCGCUUAUGUCCUUAGAAAUUGAAACCCUAAGCAAAAUCGAUCUGUCCGACCAGACCAGUGAGGUGGCGCUUGCAACAAUCGCAUAGUGAGAUCUAACUUCGGUAAACGGUACCGCCGCUCGAGCUGACGGUUUAAUUACAUCUAGUCAGAUCAUUUAAGAGGGAAGAAGCACUGCCCUGCCAGAUUUUAUGAAGAAAAAGGGUUCAGCCUCUCAAUUUUCCCAAAGCAAGUCAUUCUUGCUGCUAAAGGAAGCAUCAUCUGCUAGGAACCAUUAUAGAGGAAGUAGGUGCAUGCCGAAAAGAAAAAAGAAAAGCUUGGGAAAGAAAGGGAAAAAUAAGGGUGAGUACAUCUUGGUGGACAGAAUUAGCGAGUUGCCAGAUGAAAUUCUUUUUAGUAUAGUGUCUCUUUUGCCACUAAAGGAAGCAGCAGCUACCAGUGUCCUUUCUAAGCGAUGGCAGUAUGUGUGGACGUCUACUACAACUCUCAAUUUUGAUGCUAAAUUUGAAGUCCAUGAAAAUUUAUGGCGCUUCUUUCAAAUGAAACCAGAACUGAAAGACCUGGAAACACGUAGAUACAUCGAUUGGGUAAACACUGUGGUGGAACAACAUAGAGGCCCAGCCAUUGAACGAUUUAGGGUUUGCUCUUCUAUAAAUUCUCGUUUUACAAGUUCCAUUGAUAAAUGGAUUCAUUAUGCAAUGAGUAGGAGAGUUCAAAUACUUGAGCUGGUGUUUCGUUUUGAUUUUGUUACUCCGUAUACAGAACUCUAUCAAUUUCCCCACAAAAUAUUAGGUCUCAAAAACGAUUCUACCUCGAGGCUUAAGCACAUGCAUUCUGACAUUCCAAGUCUACACUCGCGUGGAUACAAUGUUGGAUUUAAGUUCCUCAAAGUUCUUCAUUUCCAGUAUGUUGAUGUGACUGGUGAAGUUCUCGAGUACUUUUUGUCUACCUGUCAGGUUCUUGAAAGAUUAACAGUGAACUCUGCUAUGAAUUUGGUAAAGUUAAGAGUUGUUGGUCCGUUGAUUGCCUUGAAAUAUUUAGAUAUACAAUGGUGUGGGGUCCUCGAAAGCAUUGAAAUUCAUGAUGCAACAAACCUUGUUUCAUUUAUUUACCAAGGACAUGCGAUAAAGUUGCUUCUCAGUAACGUACCUUUGCUGGUUGAGGUAUCCAUUUCUGAGGAUCUUGUUGCUUCCUUCUAUAAUGAGGGUCAUUUUUACUUUAAAUCCAUAGAGCUUCCCUUCUCCCAACUUUCAAGUUGUCUUUCUCAGCUAGCGGUUCUCAUGCUGGAUAUCGAAGGAGCGAUAUAUGACGAGAAUCGUGUAUUUCCUGUAUUAGCAAAUCUCAAGCAUUUGGAACUAAUAGUUACAGCAAAUAAUCGCCGGGCUCUUUGUCAUUUAAAUUCUUUCAUGAAGGCGUCGCCUUGCUUGCGGAGACUUGUGCUGAAGGUUUAUAACAAUAUGCUGAUUAAUAUACUUAAUGGUCCUUUGCAGUUGGGUUUCUCAUCCUUAAAAGGAGCAGGGAAAAAAUGGAGAGUUGGCAAAUGUCCCCAUCCUAACCUCAAGGUAGCAGAAAUAGUAGGGUAUCGUGCUGAAAUAUGUGUUGUUGAACAUGUCAUGUACCUUAUAAAAAAUGCCAUUGCACUAGAGAAAUUAGUUAUUGAUCCUGUUCGGCGUUGGGAGUAUCCUAGUGAAUUAUAUCCUAGUGAAAAGGAUAGAGGAGUCAAACAAGUCAAAGAGGAAGUGGAAGCAAGAGAUCAUGCUAUGCAACAGCUGAAGGGAAAAGUGGCUUCAACUAUUGAAUUUGUAUGUCUGUAGUAGUAAGUGCUGUGGUAUGAGCAAACAAACUCGAAAUGAUACAUGGUUUAUCUUUACUUUAUUUUAUUAUAUGUUUUCUGUUAAACUGAGUCCAAGCUCAGCUUCUUCUACGAAAUUAAUUAUAUGGCAAGCGGGCGUUGGCAACGUUGUCAUUCA